Messenger RNA from Lutra lutra (Eurasian river otter), 2276 nucleotides. RefSeq names its product tRNA selenocysteine 1 associated protein 1 (gene TRNAU1AP). Gene Ontology annotation, molecular function: tRNA binding. The record is from RefSeq and is a predicted model, not a curated record. Gene Ontology annotation, cellular component: nucleus. The transcript has 9 exons. Gene Ontology annotation, biological process: selenocysteine incorporation. Lineage: Eukaryota; Metazoa; Chordata; Mammalia; Carnivora; Mustelidae. The coding region runs from base 114 to 977 and encodes 287 amino acids.
UCGGAGCGUGCGCAGAAGGCGUCGGAGGCGCAUGCUCCCUAGCGGUCCCGGCGCCCAACUCUGGCGCCGGCUCUGGCCUCCUCUGCCCGCACCCUCUGGGCCCGGCUGCAGGCAUGGCGGCCAGUCUGUGGAUGGGCGACCUGGAGCCCUACAUGGAUGAGAAUUUCAUCUCGAGAGCCUUUGCCACCAUGGGGGAGACCGUGAUGAGCGUCAAAAUUAUCCGAAACCGCCUCACUGGAAUCCCAGCUGGCUACUGUUUUGUAGAAUUUGCAGAUUUGGCCACAGCCGAGAAGUGUUUGCAUAAAAUUAAUGGGAAACCCCUGCCAGGAGCCACACCUGCAAAACGUUUUAAACUGAACUACGCCACUUAUGGGAAACAACCGGAUAACAGCCCUGAGUACUCCCUCUUUGUGGGGGACCUGACCCCAGAUGUGGAUGAUGGCAUGCUGUAUGAAUUCUUCGUCAAAGUCUACCCCUCCUGUCGGGGAGGCAAGGUGGUUUUGGACCAGACGGGCGUGUCGAAGGGCUAUGGUUUUGUGAAAUUCACCGAUGAACUGGAACAGAAGCGAGCUCUGACUGAGUGCCAGGGAGCAGUUGGCCUGGGAUCAAAACCUGUGCGGCUGAGUGUGGCAAUCCCCAAAGCGAGCCGUGUGAAGCCAGUGGAGUACAGUCAGAUGUACAGUUACAGCUACAACCAGUAUUACCAACAGUACCAGAACUACUACGCCCAGUGGGGCUAUGACCAGAACACAGGCAGCUACAGCUACAGCUACCCCCAGUACGGCUACACGCAGAGCACCAUGCAGACGUAUGAAGAAGUCGGGGAUGAUGCCUUGGAAGACCCCAUGCCACAGUUGGAUGUGAUGGAGGCCAACAAGGAGUUCAUGGAGCAGAGUGAGGAGUUGUACGACGCCUUGAUGGACUGUCACUGGCAGCCCCUGGACACAGUAUCCUCAGAGAUCCCCGCCAUGAUCUAGUCGGGACAGAGGAGCCGCGGACACAGACUGUGGUGGAGAGAGACUCCUUUUUUAACAAAAGUGUUGGAAGAACUUUUACCUUUUUGGAAACGUUUUGUAAAGAUUUUAGUAAUCAACUCUUGAGAUUAUGACCAUUCCUACACCACCACUGCCUUCCUUUGCCCAUCAGCCUUUGUAGUUUGAAAACCACAGGGCCAUUGAGCAAGAUUUUAAAUGUCUUUGAAGUGUGUCUUCCAGAUAGGGAUGUUACCCACUCUUGGGAGAGGAGAGUUUGGGGUUAUUAAAGUGGAUCAUAGGACUUACUCAACACAACCCAGAGGGCUAUCUCAGGUGACCCUGCAUCCUUAAAGGUUCUCUGGGGUCAGAGUGCAUGGGUCACAUGCUACAUGCCAAGCAGGGGCAAUGUUGACUCUCCAUUUCUUUCUUUUUUUUUUUAUCUGAGAGAGAAAUCACAAGUAGGCAGAGAGGCAGGCAGAGAGAGAGGAGGAAGCAGGCUCCCCGCUGAGCAGAGAGCCCGACGCGGGGCUCGAUCCCAGGACCCUGAGAUCAUGACCUGAGCCGAAGGCAGCAGCUUAACCCACUGAGCCACCCAGGCGCCCCUUGACUCUCCAUUUCAAGCAUCCCUUCACCCAUCAAGUUUGGUGGCUGUGUGUGGUAGGAUGUGAUGGAACCGGCUAUACCAAGACCAAAAGGCUCUGAGGACAAGCGGAGCUUCAAUAAGCCCUUGUUUGAGGACAUUACUGUGGUAUCUGUGUACCUGGCCCACCUGUUUGUCCUUAAUUUCCUUCUGUUAAGUAUGAACACACAUGUAUCUCUAGUACCUAUGUGGGAAGUCUGGAUUUAUCCUAAAAAUCUGCAACUGAGCUCUACUUUUGUGCUGAAGGAAAUGGGGGGGGGGGGGGGCACACACGAUGGGGGUAAUGAGGUAAAUGUCUUAGGUCACAAGAAACCAGAUAUUUAAAGGAACACUCAUUAGGCUCAGCCUGAAUUUUCAGGCUUUUUGGAGGAAAAAUUAUGUAUAGUGGCAGCUCUAGAAUAGGUCAUAUUAUCUGGAGAGAUUAAAAAAAAACCUAUUUUACCUGCCAUUUCCUCUCUGCCUCCUGCCCGCCCGUCCUGUGUCCCCCAUCUGCCCCCCCCCCCCCCCCCCCGCGCCUGCCCAGCCUGGGCCCUGCAGUGUGGAGAGACACAUAAGCCUUACUGUCCUCUGGGGGCAGGAGCCGAGCCUUUUUGUUGCUCCACUCCCAGGAGAGUGAGGGUGACGCAAUUGAUUAAAACCAUUUUGUUCUAAAAAAAAAAAAA